AUACCAACUCAUUCAUUUCCUCCUUCUCCCUAUCACACUCCGCGAUCACUCAUAUAUUUGAUUACGAAAGCAGGCAUGCAUGCGCGCAUGCACACGUACAUGCAUGCACGCACACAUUAUUAUUGCACUAACACACAACAUAUAACGACGACACAGCUCUACACGUGUAUUUCCUUCUUCCCUCGUUUAUUCUGUUUUUGUAAAAAUAUACAGACUGCUUGGUACCAACGUUCUUCUCUCUGUCUCUCUCUCUCUCGUUCUCUCUUUCUCUCAGUCUAACUAUCUAUAUCUGUCUUCCACAUAUAUAUCUUACAUUUUUCUAUAACUCUCCACUCUCUCCGUCUUACUCUCUAUCAGCCCCCCCCUCACUUUGUCGUAUUAUCGUAUUUUUUUUCUCUUGCCGUCGGAUUUCCUUCUCUCCUUCUCUCCUUCUUCUUUAGUCAUUUUUCGUCUUUAUAUAUCUUGUUAACUCUUUUCCCGUUCCAUAAUUUAUCAUUCUCUCCCCCCCCCCGUCUCUCUCUCCCUUUUUCUCUCUCACUCCCUCUCUUUAACUUCAUACCUUUUUUAUGUAAUUUUAUUUUCCGUCAUUUUGUCUCUUUCCAUUUCCUAUCUCCUCCACCUCACCAUCUUCAUAUAUUUGUUUACAUAUCAGUCUGCUAGUGUAUAUAUACCAUUAUAUGUAACUCUCCUGCCCUUUUAUUUAACUCUCUGUAUCUCACUGCACUCAUUGUUCAUCUCUCUCUCUCUCUCUCUCUUUCACUAUCCCUUCCUUUCUAUCUCUUGUUCUUUCCCUCCUCCACUCUCUCAUUCUCUUCCUCUCCCUCUUUCUCUCUCCCUCUCUCACUUUCUCUCUUUCACUCGUGUGCGUCUUAUUUCGUCUUUUCAUCUUGCCUGUCUUCAUUCUGUGCGCCUGUCUCUGUCUCAGAAUAUCAAAAUAUUUCUCUGUGUUGUCUGAUUAUAUCCCUCUUGCAUCAAAUCAUUCCCUCUCCCUCCCUCCCUCUCUCUCUCUCUCUCUCUCUCUCACUCACUCUGUCUCUCACUCUGUGCCUGUUUCUUUUCCUCUCUAUCUGGCUAUCCAUCUGUACAUCUACCUUUUUAUCUCCAAUUAUUUCGAUCGCUCACUUAUAGUAGUUAUAUUGGUGAUGUGUGGAACUUCGCACACAUGUUAGAGUCAGAAUUCUAUGCGAUAUAAAGGCGUUAAACAAUCUGUCUACAUCUUUGGAUUUCUACAUGACAUACUACUUGCUCCCCACUAUAGCUUAAUAGAAGGCAUAGAGAAAAAGUAAAAGAAAACAUAAUAAACAAUCAAACGAAGCAAACAUAUAAUAAUAAUAAUUGUACUCAUUUCUUUUGACCAACAAAAGAAACCCACCAAAACAUAAAACAACACAAAUAUAACUCCAGCAGCUGAAAAAUCCAGAGUCAUAUAGGAUUAACACUCCCACUGAAAAAGAUUCUCCACGUACAGGCAAAAUCAUUCAAUCCAGAGAAUAGACUGUGAUAUAAUAGUGGUGUUUCGACAGUCGUUAUAGAAGUAUUUCGUAAUAAAUCUAUCCUCCAGGGAUGUUAAUACUUCGAAUCUGACCAAACGAUAAAUUUUUUUUGGAGAAUAAGAAGAAAGAAGAAAUUACGGACACCAAAAUAAGCAGAAAUCAGCGAAAUGGAGAAAGACGCUGGUACUGUGUCAGUAGAUGUGAACCAAUCAGCAGCGACAUACGAAUCCCUGGUUACGCCAUCAGCAGCAACGUAUGAAUCACUCAUAACACCCGAUCGUGUUGAACGACCCGAUCACAUUCCGGUAUUUGCCGAAGACGAAGACGGUUAUUACCGAGGCAAAAACAAAUUCAACGCACAUAAAAAAUAUGUACCCAAGAUAUCGUACAGACAUUUUUCCCUGCCCUUUCGUCGACGGGAACUUGUCGUCCUCUGUUCAGGAUGUCUACUCAUGUGUAUUGCACUCACGCUGAUAAUCACCGGAGCCAUUCGAGUGCACGGCUGUAGUUGUCCGGAUUUCAUGAAAUGUUUCGGCGGAAGUGAUAUGCCCUCCUAUUCUGAAGACGACAUUCAUUUGAUACCAUUAAGGAAUCUUCGGAAUCUAACAGGUAGCACGUUAAUGGACUUCAACUAUGCCCUGGAAAAGCCAUGUAAACAGUCUUCCACAGGCGGAGUGAACGGCAGCAUGGAGGGUGAUUCCAGUUAUGCAGUAGACGGAGAUUUUAAAACCUGUUCACGAACUGAUGUUGAACAUCGCCCAUAUUGGCAAGUGAAUUUGAACAAGGUGCGGCAAAUACGUAAAGUUAUUCUAAUAAGCAAAGACACUCUCACAUCUCCGCAACGAUUCGACGUACAUGUUGGAACCAGCCCGAACGUAACUGAAAACCAAGUUUGUAAGCGAUAUCACAGUGUUCCGUCAACUCCUCUUGCCACUAUAUUCUGUGAAGAAGAUUUGAGUGGAAGAUACGUAGGCAUAAUCUUGAACGGAACAAACGAGAAUGGAACCGGUAGUUUGGUAUUAUGCGAAGUUAUUAUCUACCAAGAAUGAUACCAGGCUGAAAGCAAGCAA
Messenger RNA from Octopus bimaculoides (California two-spot octopus), 2563 nucleotides. RefSeq lists its product as uncharacterized. NCBI's taxonomy places the organism in Eukaryota, Metazoa, Mollusca, Cephalopoda, Octopoda, Octopodidae. The record is from RefSeq and is a predicted model, not a curated record.